AUGUACGGUAGAUUGUUUGCAGAUCAUCAAGGCAAUGCUGCUAUCAAAACAUGGGAUUUUUUUGUUCCACAGUUCCCCUUUUAUGCUGACCAUCCGGAUAGAUUUUGUAACGAGCUUGAAAUACUAACGCGUGAAGACCGACAUCCAUGUUUGAUGAAGUUAAAGGACUUCUGUUUUCAGCAUAUACUUGCACUAGUGCAAUCAAUUGGAUGGAAUGCUAGAAUGAAGGUGGCCACUCAACUUGCAAGCCUCUUCGCCUGGUUUCAUGAGAGGCGAUAUGCAUUUGGUACUGUCAGACCAAAAGACAUAAUGAUUGACAACGACUUCAACAUUAAAGUAUUCGACUUUGGUUUCCUUACUCUAGUCACGAAUGAAGAUAAUUGGGGUCCCUUGCCUUAUCAUGCUAUUCGAGAACCUCCAGAGGCUAGAUAUGGUAUUCAGAAUUUAAUAGUUGAUGUUUACAUAUUUGGUAUUCUACCUGUGGAGUUGAUUGGCAAUAGCUACAUUGGUAUAGAGAAGAAGAUGGCAAUCCACCACUGGAUUCUUAAGGAACUCCAAGGAGGAAAAAGAUCAAUAGUGAAUGAAUCAAUUCUGCAAGAUAAUGAUGAGCUUGCUAAUGGCAUCACAGACUAA
Solanum stenotomum is the source of this 633-nucleotide messenger RNA. RefSeq names its product lysM domain receptor-like kinase 10. Bases 1 to 633 code for a protein of 210 amino acids. The transcript is spliced from 5 exons. Gene Ontology annotation, molecular function: ATP binding; protein kinase activity. The record is from RefSeq and is a predicted model, not a curated record. Gene Ontology annotation, cellular component: plasma membrane. Gene Ontology annotation, biological process: protein phosphorylation. Lineage: Eukaryota; Viridiplantae; Streptophyta; Magnoliopsida; Solanales; Solanaceae.